Branchiostoma belcheri (Belcher's lancelet) is the source of this 948-nucleotide messenger RNA. RefSeq lists its product as uncharacterized. The record is from RefSeq and is a predicted model, not a curated record. Bases 281 to 712 code for a protein of 143 amino acids. The transcript has 5 exons. NCBI's taxonomy places the organism in Eukaryota, Metazoa, Chordata, Leptocardii, Amphioxiformes, Branchiostomatidae.
UGUCAUGCUGAACCACGUGAUCAAACGUUGACGCAACAUUACACACAGUCACCUGUCGCGGAUGUCGGCCUCUCCGUAAGUCGGAUGAUGAGAUCUCUACCAGGUGGUCGGGUUUUGUGGCGGUGGUCUUACUAACUAGACAUCUCCUUCCGUUCGUGUUACCCCCCAAUUCAAGAAAACCCCUCACCAAGCCACAAGACUACACCCCAGGCAGAACAGCGAAGCCCAACAUUUCAGCGUAGCGAGACUCAGGACAGGCGGGCAGCAUGACCACACAACUAUGCGACACGACGUCGUCUUACUGCUAGCGUUAGGAGUUCUCACAUGCUUACGAACAGGGUCGGGUCUGACCUGCUACACGUGUAAGGAGUCGUUCCGAUGGGUUUACUACAGCACGGUGUGCGAGAACGAGGUGACCAGGGACAACUCCAGCCUGUCGUCAUGCGGCUCCAGCGCGCGCUACUGCAUGAUCGAGAGCACAUCAGUCAACGGCAUCAUAACGAACUUCGAGCGCGGCUGCGCAGAUACGUGCUACUAUGGGUGCAAGAUGUCCGGCCUCGGUGUCACUAAAGAGAUUUGCACGUCUUGUUGCGAUAACGACGGCUGCAACCACGGCAGUGGGGCUUCAGCUGGCCUGUCCUCCCCCAUACUGACGCUAACACUGGCCUCAUCAUGUGCAAUAUUCCAACAGAUACUGCUGAGAUUCUGCUGAAGAUCAUGCUGUUAUGAGAUUGAUUGCAAUGCAAGGGAAUACAAACUUGUCAUAUUUAAGGUCAAAGAUUUGGCUGAAAAUCUGGAUAAGUUUUAAUUCCUUCCAAUUGGAAUGAAGUUCAACUGUUAUGAUUCAACAUACAGGGCAUUGUUCUUUCAGAACAAUUUUAUCAACCUUAGGCCACGCCAAUUUAAUUUCUUGGUUAACGGAUUUGCCGCUUCAUUUUUUCUGAUUUG